CUUGCAGAGGGUCCUUUAGUGUGACUGCCCUUGGUAAUAUCAAUGGACGAGUGUGAGGGUUGAAGGAACCGAGUAAGAAACUAGGGAGCCAAAUGUGAGAACUGUGGGAAUUCAUAUACUAAUCGGUCCAUGACAGCCCAAAGGUGUUUGACUGGCAGGUCACGCUUCCAAUUUCGUUCAAGGUAAAAGAGAUCCUGCCGUCUGGCAGCUUCCUUCCUAUAUCACGUAGCCACCCCGUUCGGAAUACGUUCACAAGAAUUCUCACUUCCAUCAAGUCCUCCGUUAUGCGUUUCUUCACCCUAGCCGCGAGCUUGAUCUCCCUCACGCUCGCUCAGCACUACCAUCACCCCUCCAUCACAUGCUCGCCCAGCCCUACAACACCUUCUAUUGAGCCCCCGCGCUAUACCAUUCCCUGUACAAUGAGCGACGAUUCGCCUUGUCCCUCAGGCUGGUUCUGCACGCCUACUACGAUUCCGCCGACUGCGACCACUGACCCGUGGGGAGGAGUCUGCAAAGACAAUCCAACGCCGCCUCCAGUCACGCCAUGUGUGAUGGGCAAUGAUACCCCCUGCCUCCCCUCUUCCCGCUGUACGCCCACCACCAUCCCGCCCGCUAAUCCCACUGAUCCAUGGGGCGGGCAAUGUAUUGCCGGGCCGCCAACGUCAACGUCUGAGUGGGAUACGGAGUACACACAGACAUUCACGCCUAUUACGCCGUCGGUGUACACGCCGUAUACGUCGCCGGUCAAGUCGUAUGAUUCGCCUGUGCCUACGUGGACAGGGAGGCCAUGUCGGUUUGAGUGGCAGUGUCGGAGGGGACGAGGGGAGAAAUGCGUGAGAGGGAGGUGUGUGCUUUGGUAGUCUGGACUGAUGGAGAUGAAUGUUCGGGUCGGGGUGAGUGAUACUAUAGGUAGACGACAAAGCAUCAGUUAGUCAAGAGCAC
This is a messenger RNA of Paraphaeosphaeria sporulosa, 942 nucleotides long. RefSeq lists its product as uncharacterized. Lineage: Eukaryota; Fungi; Ascomycota; Dothideomycetes; Pleosporales; Didymosphaeriaceae. The coding region runs from base 285 to 860 and encodes 191 amino acids. The transcript is spliced from 2 exons. The record is from RefSeq and is a predicted model, not a curated record.